AUGAGCGUUUGUCGCGGCCCCCUCCAAUCGCCUCAAUCGCGCCGCGACAUUCGCAUCAACCGCUUCAUGCUCGCCGUCGGAGCGAAUUCGCCUUCUGUCCUGAAACGCUGGAAGUUGAACUGGUGCGACCUUUGGAUCGAUGGGAAUCUUUGCUUUUAUAAGAACGAGAGCAGGAGAGACCUGGAGCACCGAGUCAGCCUCAAGACAAGGUGUGUGGACGUGAGGUCAGGCCUGGAGUGUGGAGGAGUGCCUCCUCCAGAGAGUAAUCCCAGGGAGAACCUGAUCGUGGUUCAGCUCUCUAACGGCUCCACAGUCAACCUGUGUGCUAACAGUGAGGAUGAGUCCAUAGCGUGGAAACUGACUCUGCUCGACACCAGGAGAAACCCCGUGUUUCAAUACGACCCAUACGAAGACUCCUACGAAGCUAUCCCCAUCAACAGCUACCACACGGUCUACAUCACACCUGGAGCAGGACCAGGGACGCACCAGGUUCUGGUUCAGAGGGACCCGUUCGACGGGGCGAUGGAGCGCAUGGCUCUGGGUUUACUGGCUGGGAUGGCAGCAGGGACGGCCAUGAGGUCCUUCCUCUACAUGCCCUUCUUCUUCUGCUGAAAUAACCCCCCUCACUAACAAGGAAACACUGCAUGCACCUGUCUGUGUGGGAAGACAACCCUCUGAUUUUAUAUCAUGUCUGCUGUAACGCUGCUCUUCUGGUUGUUCUGUCUUUAUGUGCACGUUAGCAUUCGACACUUAAGAAGCUG
Molecule: messenger RNA, 761 nt
Organism: Gymnodraco acuticeps
Lineage: Eukaryota; Metazoa; Chordata; Actinopteri; Perciformes; Bathydraconidae
Gene: plekhb1
Product: pleckstrin homology domain containing B1
Exons: 6
Coding region: 1-612 (203 amino acids)
Biological process (GO): regulation of cell differentiation
Cellular component (GO): membrane
Source: RefSeq, a predicted model, not a curated record